This is a messenger RNA of Ctenopharyngodon idella (grass carp), 1443 nucleotides long. Its product is annotated as leukocyte elastase inhibitor. The record is from RefSeq and is a predicted model, not a curated record. Gene Ontology annotation, biological process: negative regulation of endopeptidase activity. Gene Ontology annotation, molecular function: serine-type endopeptidase inhibitor activity. Lineage: Eukaryota; Metazoa; Chordata; Actinopteri; Cypriniformes; Xenocyprididae.
UUGUGUUGCUGACAAAACAUAAAGUCUAUUUCCUAUUGUCCACUCUCUCUCUCUCUCUCUCUCGCUCGCUUUCCCUCUCUCUCCAAAGAAAGCACAUUCAAACAUUCCAACAACUGUUUUACUCACUUUUGAACUUGGCUGGACAUUAUGCAGUAAAAUAUGGGAAGCAUAUGAAAAGGUUUCGCUCUCGCACAGACGUACGUUUGGGACAAGCAUCUUUCAUAAAAUUGUCAUCAGUCAUGGAGGGUCUCGCUCGUGCUAACAGUCUCUUCGCUCUGGAUCUCUAUCGGGCUCUGAGCGCGAGCAACUCUGAGGGAAACAUGUUCUUUUCCCCGCUGAGCAUCAGCGCAGCGCUCAGUAUGGUCUACUUGGGAGCCCGAGGAGACACAUCUGAAGAAAUGGCAAAGGUUUUGUCCUUCAGUUCUGUCUCUGAUGUUCACUCUCAUUUUGAGAGCCUCACCUCAUCAAUCAACAGUCCAUCAGCCUCCUACAUCCUCAGACUGGCCAACCGCCUCUACGGAGAGAAAACCUUCAGCUUCUUACCCGAGUAUUUGGACUCCACCCUGAAGCUGUACCACGCCGACCUCCAGGCUGUGGACUUCAUUGGAGCAUCUGAUAAGUCAAGACAGCUCAUUAACAAAUGGGUGGAAGAGCAGACUGAGAAUAAAAUCAAAGAUCUUCUCAAGCCAGGAAUGGUGACUGGAAUGACCCGACUAGCUCUGGUUAAUGCCAUCUUUAAAGGGAACUGGCUGCAGAGAUUUAAUGCUCAAGACACUAAAGAAAUGCCAUUUAAAAUAAACCAGAAUGAGAGCCGACCAGUGCAAAUGAUGUACCAGAAGAAAAAGUUCCCCUUCAACUAUGUCUAUGAGCACCGCUUGCAAGUGCUGGAGUUGCCAUACGUAAAGGAGGAGCUCAGCAUGUUGAUCCUUCUUCCUGAGGAAACUCAGGAUGGCUCUGACCCUCUUCUGAAGCUGGAGAGUGAGUUGACCCUUGACAAGCUUCAUGAAUGGACCAACAGAAACAAUAUGGACACCCAGACAGAGAUCAUAGUCCAUUUUCCAAAGUUCAAACUAGAGUUUGAGAGCUCCUUAGCAGAAACAUUGAUGGGAAUGGGGAUGACCUCUGUGUUCCAGGAGGGAAAGGCUGAUCUAACAGGCAUGAGCAGUCAGGGUGGCCUCUUCAUUUCAGCGGUGGCCCACAAGGCGUUUGUUGAUGUAAAUGAAGAAGGCACAGAGGCGGCAGCAGCUACAGCGGUGAUUGUGGCCUUCUGUAUGUUACGAGAAGAGCACUUCAUGGCAGAUCACCCCUUCUUAUUCUACAUCAGGCACAACCCCACCAACAGCAUCCUCUUCUUUGGCAGAUUCAGAGGCCCAUCUUAAAUUUGUGAUGUUUGUCUAUCUAACACCAAAAUAUAAACAAUAAAUACCAUUAUUAAAUAAUUGA